Messenger RNA from Hemisphaericaspora subhashii, 2175 nucleotides. It is a transcript of the gene PXP2, whose product is annotated as Pxp2p. Bases 1 to 2175 code for a protein of 724 amino acids. NCBI's taxonomy places the organism in Eukaryota, Fungi, Ascomycota, Pichiomycetes, Serinales, Debaryomycetaceae. Gene Ontology annotation, biological process: lipid homeostasis; fatty acid beta-oxidation using acyl-CoA oxidase. Gene Ontology annotation, molecular function: acyl-CoA oxidase activity; FAD binding; fatty acid binding. The record is from RefSeq and is a predicted model, not a curated record. The transcript has a single exon. Gene Ontology annotation, cellular component: peroxisome.
AUGGCACCACCUCCAAAUAUCGCUCUUUUACAAAAACCUCACAAGACAGACCCAUCGAAAGAGCCCAAGAUGGUUGCUGAUGUCGUUUCAUCCCAACCACCUCCAGAUCCAGCUGCUGCAAUUGCCGAAGAAAGAUCUCGUACCAAUUGGGACCUUAAGGAAAUGCAUGAAUUUUUAGAAGGUGGAGAAACUAAAUCAAAUUUGAUUUUACGUCUUUAUCAAUCCAUUGAACGUGAUCCAAUUUUACAAACUCGUCCUGAACAAUUUGAUUACAAUCAAGAAGAAGAACGUGUUUUGGUUACCAGAAGAAUUAAUCAAAUGACAAAAUACCUCGAAACUGAACCAUAUGCUAGAUUUAGAAGAAGAUUACAAUUGAUGACAAUUAUUGAUCCUUCUUUAGGUAUUAGAAUGUUGGUCAAUUUAGGUUUGUUCUUGAAUUGUAUCAAAGGUAAUGGUACCGACAAGCAAUUCAAUUAUUGGAUUAAUUCUAAGGAAGGUGGUAUUGCCAAGACCUUGUAUGGUUGUUUUGGUAUGACUGAAUUAGGUCACGGUUCAAAUGUUGCUGGAUGUGAAACUACUGCCACUUUUGACCCAGAAACUGAUUCCUUCAUUAUUGAUACUCCUCAUAUUGGUGCUACUAAGUGGUGGAUUGGUGGUGCUGCAUAUUCAGCAACUCAUACUGUCUGUUAUGCUAGAUUGAUUGUUAAGGAUGUCGAUUAUGGUGUCAAGACUUUUAUUGUUCCAUUAAGAGACUCUCAACAUAACUUGUUACCAGGUAUUGCCAUUGGUGAUAUUGGUGCUAAAUUGGGUAGACAAGGUGUUGAUAAUGGUUGGAUUCAAUUCACUGAAGUCAGAAUUCCACGUUUCUUUAUGUUACAAAGAUGGUGUAAGGUUGAUAAACAAGGUAAUGUGACCACUCCUCCAUUGGAACAAUUAUCUUAUAUUUCACUUUUAGAUGGUAGAGUUGGAAUGGCUGCUGAUUCUUAUAGAAUUGGUGCCAGAUUUACUACUAUUGCCUUGAGAUAUGCCAUUGGUAGAAGACAAUUUAAACAAGAAGGUGCAAAGGAAGAAUCGAAAUUAUUAGAUUAUACCUUACAUCAAAGAAGAUUGUUACCUUAUUUGGCUUUAACUUAUGCUGCUGCUGUAGGUACUGACAGAUUGGAACAUCAACAUGAAGAUCUUUUAGCCGACAUGGAUAAUGCACUUGCCAAGAAGGAUAAAUUAUUAUUGAAGAAGACUCUUCGUGAUACCAAAGCCAUGUUUGUUGAUUCUGGUUCUUUGAAAUCUACUUUGACUUGGUUGGCUGCUGAUUUGAUUAAUGAAUGUAGACAAUCUUGUGGUGGUCAUGGCUAUUCUUCUUAUAAUGCUUUCGGUAAGACUUAUGGAGAUUGGGUUGUUCAAUGUACUUGGGAAGGAGACAAUAAUGUCUUGGGUAUGUCUGCUGGUAAGACUAUUAUCAAGACUGUUCAACAAGUCUUAAUGGGUAAGAAGGUCAAGGAUUCUACGUUGGAAUUCCUUAAUGAUGCACCAACUUAUCAAAAGGCCAAGAAACCAGUUCUUAGAAAUGCUGCUCAUGUUGAUGAUAUCGACCGUGUUUUGAAGGCUAUUGCUUCACUUAUUUGUAAGACGGCUAGUGAUUUGAUUCCUAUUUCUUAUCAAUCUUGGGAUUCUAUUGGUCCUCAAAGAGUUAUCUUGUCUAAAUUGAGAUGUCAUUACUAUUUGCUUGAAACUUUCAGAGACAGAUUAGAACAACAAGUUGGUGCUAAUUCUAAAAUGAGACCUCAAUUGGAAGCAAUUGGUAGAUUGUAUUAUGUUACUCAAAUUUUGGGUGCUUUUGUUGACGAAUUCUUGAAAUAUGGUGUCAUUACUCCUGAAGUUGCUAAGCACAUCACUGUUGAAUACCCACAAGUUUUGUGUCAACAAAUUAGACCAUUUGCUGUUGGUUUAACUGAUUCAUUCCAACAACCUGAUAAUAUCAUCAAUUCAUUGAUUGGUAAGUAUGAUGGUAAUAUUUACAGCAAUUACUUGAAUACAGUCAAGGAUAUCAAUUUCUCUCCAGCUAAUGUUAAGGCUCCAUACUCUGAAGCUUUGGAAGACAUGUUGAAUAGAGCUUCAAUUGAAGAAAGAGAAAGAUUUGAAAGAUCAGCUAAAGCUGCUUCUAUAUUAUCUAAAUAA